ACGAGGGACGGCGACUGCUUCGAUGCGCUGACGACGGCGUUCAGCGACUGCAAGUGUGAGUGCGCCGGUGGAGGGCACGGCGAUGUGUGCGCCCCGGUGGCGGCACCCGUUGGCCCCCCUCCGCCGUCACUGCCGUCACCGCCGGCGUUUGGUGAGUGCCUCAGCGACAUGGAGUACCCCGAGGUGGCGCAGGUUGUGGGCGGCGGGCUGUCGUGGCUGUGCUACCGCAACGUGACGUUCAGCGGGGCGUUUAUGCGACUCACGGUGGAUAUUGCAGCGAUGACGGGCGACGUGGCGAACGUCACAUUUGACGGAUGCACGUGGAGGGACGGUGCCUCUUUGGUGCUGGCGGGCAAAGCGGACUCCGCUGUGGGGUCGCUGAACAUUGCCAUCAACAACAACACGUUCGAUGACGCCGUGCUGAGCCCCACCGGCGCGUUCCCACCGCGUACCGAGAUCACCAUCAGCGGGAACCGCUUUACGCUCACGAUGGGGGUGUCUCGGCUGGGGUUGCCCCUUGAGAAAGCGUCGUCUGUCGUGAUGAAUGGGGUGGCGAUCACCAACCACUCCGCGGUGGUGCUCAGUGACAAUACGUUUCGGUCCGUGGUGGGAGUUUCAAGUGUCAUCUGCGUUGUCGACUCCACGCUGCGGUUGUCGUGGGACUCCUUGUUCGCGGUGAUGCGCAACACGUUUUCUGUGGAAGGCAGAAAAAGUGUGAUAAUCCAGCGUGGGGGCUCGGAGUUAUACCCUUCGCUGGAAGUAAUGAAUAAUUCUGCCGUGGUGGUCCAGGGCAACGUUGUGUCGAAGCCGGUAGCGUACAUUAUCUACUUGGAGCGGGCACUGCGUGUGGAGUCUCUGUCGGUGGUCGUGUUUCAGGGCAACAUCAUGCAGGGAUCUGCGACUGCGUUGUACGCGGCUUCUUCCUUCUAUGUGUAUUACGACUCCUGGGUGCAGGUGAGCCGCAACCUCUGCCGCGGGUCCCCCGAGCAUGCUUUCGUCUUCGUGAAGCAAUUGCUGAGUCUCCGCAGGUCGGUGCUGUCGGUGUCUGGCAACCAGUUCACUUCCGACAAUGAGACGCUGACGGUUCUGCGGAUAGACGGAGGGUCCAGCGAUCUCCCACACGGAGCGGUUGUGGCCGCCUGCAACACUGUGAGCGGCGGAGGGGAGGCGAGCUACAUGAUCCCGCAGGCGUACAACCCCACGAUCCGGAGCUGCAGCGACCCGUGCACCCUCGCGGCAUCGUGCUUCCCCGCCUAUACGACGACGGCUACCGUGGAUGACGGCUGCGCCUGCACAUGCGCGGAGGGCGGUCACGGCGAGCACUGCCUGCCCGUCGAAGUCCCCAAAAUUCAUGGCGGUGACGUCGACCCGUGCGUGCGGGACAUGAAUGUGACAUGGGACGUAAUGGCCGGGUUUGGGGUGUCAUCGGUGUGCUACGUUGGUGUGACCUUCGCCGCGGACGUCGUGGUGGGCGUAGGUGCGAUGUCUGGGAAAGCGCGCAACGUGACGUUGACGAACUGCACGUUCGUGGGUGGGGCAAGUCUGUACGUUGUCGGGUGGACGUUUGACCCGCCUGCUGGGAUGCAGGUGGAUGUGUUGCUCAGCGGGCUGAAGGUGCGCUCCGGCGGCGGCGUGCUGGUGGCGAACCGAUACCCGCCGGGCUCGCGCGUGACGUUGGUGGACUCGGCGCUGAUUGCGGAGAGGCGUGUUGCAUACCGCAGCGCCUACGACCUUGGCGGUGCGUCGGGGUGCCUCGUGCUGUACAACUUGAACCUGACGGGGAGCGUGCUGACCGUCGCGCGCACGCAGGUGGUGGCGGUGUUCAGCGACGCCGUCGGCGUGCUGGCGGUCGGCGGCGUGGCGCUGUCGUUGCGCGCGGCGCUGUACCUGGACCGGCUCUCGGUGCAGACCGCGCUGGGGCUGGGCGUCUCGGUGGAGGGCGGUGUGACGGCUGUCGCCGGCUCCGUGUUAGCCCUUGUGGACAGCGACUUCCUGCUUUGCGAGCACGCGGUGUCGGUGCGUGGGGAUGUGAGCAUGUCGGGUUCUGUUCUGGAGUUUGUGCGGAGCGACUUUGCGUCGACGCAGAGCUACGCGGUGAUGUUUUCUUCAGCGGUGGGCCUGAGCGGCGGGGCGAUGCUACUGGCGAAGGAGAACGUGCACGACAGCAUCUCAAAGGAGUUGCUUUACGCCGCCGGUGCCGUGACCGCGACAGGGAGUACGCUGAGCUUCGUGCGCAACCAGGGGCUCUUCCUGCGGAUGCUGUCGGUGAGUGUCUCGCUCGCUGCGGAGGCGCAGUUGCGGGUGGCGUGCAACCGCGCUGAUGGGCGUGUCCUGUCGACGGCGGACGAGUACGCCGCCGCGGGGCUUUGGCGAGGCAGGAAGCAUUGA
This is a messenger RNA of Trypanosoma rangeli, 2388 nucleotides long. Its product is annotated as dispersed gene family protein 1 (DGF-1). The annotation marks the transcript as partial. Lineage: Eukaryota; Euglenozoa; Kinetoplastea; Trypanosomatida; Trypanosomatidae. The record is from RefSeq and is a predicted model, not a curated record. The transcript has a single exon.